This is a messenger RNA of Mya arenaria, 7123 nucleotides long. Its product is annotated as mannose-6-phosphate isomerase-like. Bases 73 to 1332 code for a protein of 419 amino acids. Gene Ontology annotation, molecular function: mannose-6-phosphate isomerase activity; zinc ion binding. Gene Ontology annotation, cellular component: cytosol. Gene Ontology annotation, biological process: GDP-mannose biosynthetic process; carbohydrate metabolic process. The record is from RefSeq and is a predicted model, not a curated record. NCBI's taxonomy places the organism in Eukaryota, Metazoa, Mollusca, Bivalvia, Myida, Myidae. The transcript is spliced from 9 exons.
UUAUGAACGAUUUUGUUGAAAUAUUGAGAUAUUAUAUUUCACGAAACCACGCAAACAGUUUCAUGUAAAGUUAUGGCUGCCACGAACGGAGUUUUUGAGCUGAAUUGUGCCUACCAGAACUAUGCCUGGGGGAAAGUGGGGUCCAGCAGUGAAGUUGCCAAGCUGCUGAAGAGUGGUAAUGCCUCAGUCAGCAUCGAGGAACAAACUCCAUAUGCAGAGCUGUGGAUGGGAACCCACCCCAGUGCUCCUUCAACUAUCCCCAUGGCGGAUGGACAGUCGUUGGCAGACUGGGUACAGGGAAACCCUGAUGGUCUUGGUAAACCAGUCAGGGAGAGGUUUGGCGGGGCGUUACCUUUCUUGUUCAAAGUGCUCUCAGUUCAGAAAUCUUUGUCCAUUCAGGCCCACCCCAGCAAGGCUCAUGCAGAAGAACUUCACAAGAGGGAUCCCACGAACUAUAGGGACCCCAACCACAAGCCUGAGAUGGCUAUAGCACUCACAAACUUCACCGGACUGUGUGGCUUCAGACCUAUACAGGAGAUUGUGGCCUUUGUUGACAACAUCAGCCAGUUGCAGACGGUGAUAGGAGCUGACAAGACUGCUGGCUUGAUGUCGGCGGGUAGCAGUGACAACCCUGAUGUGGUAAGGGAGGCAAUCGCGGAGGCGUUUGGAGCCCUCAUGAGGCAAAAUAAGGACAUAGUGAAAACACAGUUGUCUGCCUUGGUAGCCUGGGUCAAAGAGCUGGAGGCAGUGGGCAAGGAUACCAGCCAUUAUGUUGGGGACAUCUUGUUGAAGCUGGACCGAGAGUUUCCGGGAGAUGUUGGUGGGUUUUCUGUCUUCUUCCUGAACGUGAUCCACCUGAAGAAAGGGGAGGCGAUCUUUCUGGAAGCUAACCUGCCCCAUGCCUACCUGUCUGGGGACUGUAUGGAAUGCAUGGCGUGUUCUGACAAUGUUGUACGGGCCGGGCUCACACCAAAAUUCAUUGACACUGAGACGCUGCUUCAAAUGUUGAACUACACGGGCAAGCCAGCUGAGGACAACAAAUAUCAGCCGAGUGUGUUCAAGGAGAAUGGUGUUACAAUACGAAGGUUUACCCCACCUAUCGCAGAUUUUUCUGUCACUGAAAUACUGGUGGAUGCAGCUCAGACUUCCUUCAAUCUUCAAACAAUGGACAGUGCAAGUAUAAUCAUCUGUAUAGCAGGAAGUGGAACAUUGAAUGGUGGGAUCAAGGUGCAUCGUGGGUCUGUUCUUUUUAUAGCAGCCAAUGAAAGUGUGACUUGUACAACUGAAGGAGCCAAUGAGAUGUUGUUAUACAGAGCUCAUGCUGGAGUUUAAAGCCAUAAACAUGUUUAAAUCUGUUGUAUCAGACAAUUUUUGGCGAAGUUGAAACCCUUUAUUUGAAAAAAAAAACAGUCGCAAUCAGAAUAAUUUGAACUAUCAAAUUUGGUUUACAUAUUAACAGAGGCAAAACGAACAUGUACAUGCAUAGCAAGGCCCAUAACUCUUGCUUUAAUAAUCACUAAGUUAUGCCCCUUGUUUGAUUGACAAAAAAACAACAAGAUGAGCCGACUGUCAGUGUUCACUGAGUGGCACUCCUGUUGUGUAUUUAUUUUUUGUUAUGACUUUUUAUACGCCCAUCUUACGAUGGCUGUAUUAUGGGAACACCCAUGGCGGGCGGGCGGGCGGGCGGGCGGGCGGCUCCACAAUGUUGUCCGCUCUCUAACUUGAACAUUUCUCAUCCAAUUUCCACCAAACUUCAUGAAAGUGUUUGUUGGUGAAAUAUCUAGGUCAAGUUCGAUAACCAGCCAAAUCGCUCUAGGCACUCCAGAGUUAUGGCCGCCUGAAUUUGUCAAAAUUGGGCGGGCGGCGGGCGGGCGGCUCCACAAUGUUGUCCGCUCUCUAACUUGAACAUUUCUCAUCCAAUUUCCACCAAACUUCAUGAAAGUGUUUGUUGGUGAAAUAUCUAGGUCAACUUCGAUAACCAGCCAAAUCGCUUUAGGCACUCCAGAGUUAUGGCCCCCUGAAUUUGUCAAAAUUGGCCAUUUUAGCUUUGUCCGCUCUCUAACUUGAACAUUUCUCAUCCAAUUUCCACCAAACUUCAUGAAAGUGUUUGUUGGUGAAAUAUCUAGGUCAAGUUCGAUAACCAGCCUAAUCGCUAUAGGCACUCCAGAGUUAUGGCCCCCUGAAUUUAUCAAAAUUGGCCAUAUUAGCUUUGUCUACUCUCUCUAAAACAGUUUUUAUCCGAAUUUCACCAAACUUGCUACUAUAAAUGUUUGUUGGUAUAUAUUCUUGGCAAAGUUCUAUAACCAGCCAGGCUCUUCAGGAUUAUGGCCCUUGAAUUGGUCAAAAUUUGCCAUUUUUGCUUUGUCCACUGUCUAAUUUGAACAGUUAUCAUCUGAUCUUCACCAAACUUGCUGAAAAUAUUUGUUGGUAAAAUAAAUCGGUCAAGUAUGAUAAUCAGCCAAAUGCCUAUGAAAAUUAUAGACAUUUUAGCACCUUUUGACUCGAAACCCUCGAAUUAAAAUAAAAAAUUUCUACUGUUAAUGCCAUAUUGUGCCAAAUCAUUUGCUUCUUGAAAAGCUUGCUUCUCAAAGGGCCAAUGUGACAGUAAGUUGUCUUAGAAUCCAAGAAAUUAUUGAUGGGCGUAUUUUGUGAGUGUCACUCUUGUUAGGAUUGUUUUGUUACUUUGUGCCAAUUUGGCAUGUGUUUGGUUUGGCCUAUUUUUCAACUUACAAUGUAGUUCAAUAAAAAAACCUUGCCCCUAUCUAUUAAAAUGAGAUAUUUGUAAGAUUUUUUGCAAUAUUUAUUGUAUUUAUUUUCCAAUUUGUCAAGACAUUUUUGAGAGCAUUCUCUUUUCAUUUUAUUUUGCGAGUUUCACAAGUUAAAACUUUUUUACUGUUGUAAAGAUUGUCUUUGCAUUGACAUUUGCAUCAAAAACAGUAGGAAGUACCUUUUAAUUAAUGUAGCUAACAUUGGAAAAGAUGUGUAAGCUCCUAUACCCUGCUUUUGGCAUGAAUCCCUCCGAAUCAAAUAGACCCCCCGGCUAUGUUUCGGGAAUGACUCUGAUCCACUGUUGGAGCCCCUGAAUUAAAUUUGUUUUCUUUAUUCCAAGAACAAAAUAAUGAUUUACAUGUAAAUAAUGUUUUAUAUUUGAUAACUAUUAAACGUAAUAACAAAAAACACACUAUUAAACGUACCCAUAAAUAAAUCAAUCUAUAACUCAUUAAAUGCUUCUGCUGAUUAGCUUUAUAGAAAUGUGUCAUGAUAGCUUACUUCUCUUAAUUACAGAAAUAAGUUUUUAAUGCAUACAUAUACAUUCCAAUCAUCUUGUAUGUGGUAUACAAGUUUUAUUUAUAAUAUUAUAAACUGGAGUUUGAUUUAAAAUAAUAUUUCUCGGUUAUGAAAGUGUAAUCAAACAAGCUACAACGCCAACCUGUAGCUCUGUAUCAGCUUCAGGACAAUUAAAGUAAUCUACAUUAAAACUGUUACUAUUAAAUGGAUCAUUAAUAAUUAAGGCAGUUCAGAAGAGAAACCAUUAGUGCUUUAUGGAAGACCUCAAGUGGGUCCUUCUUUCUGCCUGACUAAACACUUGAUGUAUGCCUUGUCAAUAAAUGAAUCAUGCAUCUGCCUUUAGAGAGUGUAUUUUAUGUGCACUGCAAGAAUUGUUGAUGAUGUGUUUUAAAUAUCCACAUUUGUUUUGAAAAGUCAUUGUGGCAUCUGUAUUAGCUUGAAGAAAUUUUUAGUGCUUUUUAGCUCACCUGUCACAUAAUGACAAGGUGAGCUUUUGUGAUCACAAUUUGUCCGGCGUCCGUCCGUUGUCCGUCCGUCGUCCGUCCGUCGUCCAUCCGUCCGUCCGUAAACUUUUACUUUAAACGACAUCUCCUCAUAAACCGCUCAGCCAAUUUCAUCCAAACUUCACAGGAAUGUUCCUUGGGUGGUCCCCUUUAACAAUUGUUCAAAGAAUUGAAUUCCAUGCAGAACUCUGGUUGCCAUGGCAACGGAAAGGAAAAACUUAAAAAGUCUUCUUCUCCAAAACCACAAGGCCUAGAGCCUUAAUAUUUGAUAUAUAGCAUCAUCUAGUGGUCCUCUACCAAAAUUGUUAAAACUAUCCGCCUGUGGUCAAAAAUGGCCCCGCCCCGGUGGUCACUUGUUUUACAUAGACUUAUAUAGGGAAAACUUUAAAAAUCUUCUUCUCAAAAACCACAAGGCCUAGAACCUUGAAAAUUGGUAUGUGUCAUCAUGUAGUGGUCCUCUACAAAAUUUGUUCAAAUUAUUCUCCUGGGGUCAAAAAUGGCCCCGCCCCAGGGGUCACUAGUUUUAUUACAUAGUGUUAUAUAGUAAAUCUUUAAAAAUCUUCUUCUCUGAAACUGUAAGGCCCAGGGCUUAGAUAUUUGGUAUACAGCAUACCAGAUUUGUUCAAAUUAUUGCCACAGGGUCAAAAUUGACCCCGCCUAGGGGGUCCUUGUUUUUACGUAGUGUUAUAUAGUAAAUCUUUAAAAAUAUUCUUCUCCAGAACCGUAAGGCCAGAAGCUUAGAUAUUUGGUAUACAACAUCAUCUUGUGGACCUCUAUCAAAGUUGUUCAAAUUAUUGCCACAGGGUCAAAAUUGGCCCCGCCCUGAAAGUUAUUUGUUUUUAUAUAGUCUUAUAUAAUAAAACUUUAAAAAUCCUCUUCUCCAAAAUAUAAGACCUAGAGCUUUCAUAUUUGGUAUAUAGUGUUACCUAGUGGACCUACACCAAAGGUAUUCAAAUUAUUGUCCCGGGGUCAAAUUGGCCUUGCUCAGGGGUCAUUUGUUUUUACAUUGUCUUGUCACUUAAACAUCUUUUCCUCUGAAAGUAAAGGUCAGAAUGACUCCAUUCUUGAUAUGUAGCAUCCUUACAUGGUCCUCUCUCAACUUUGUUCAAAUGGUUUUGUUUGGCCCCUUUUAGGGGUCACCAGAGCAAAAAAUAGAAAAACCUUUAAACAACUUGAUCUUAUUAACUGCUUGAUGGAUCUUCAAGUCUGAAGCAUCCUAGCAUGGGCCUCUGUCAGGUCUUUUCAAAUAAUUUUGUUUGGCCCCUUUUAAGGGCCACCAGAGCUAAAAUUAGUAAAAAAAAACAUUUUCUUUGCAUGAACCCCUUGAUAGAUCUUCAGCAAAUUUGGUUUGAAGUGUCCUUGCAUGGACCUCUCUUAAAUUUGUUCACAUAAUUUUGUUUGGCCCCUUUUAGCUAAAAAUAGAGUAAAAAACGAUUAUUCUUGUGAACCUCUUGUUAGAGUUUAAGGCAGAUUAUUGAUUUUAUUGGAUGGUGCAAUGUUUGUUGUUUGUGUAUCUAUACUAAGAGUUAUUUUAGUGUGCAAGUAAUUGAACAUAGUUUUGUCAGUGUGCAGGCAAAUGAACAAGUCCUGUCAGUGUGCAGGCAACUGAAAAAAAGUCCUGUCAGUGUGCAGGCAUCUGUAUCAAGUGCUGUCAGUGUGCAGUCAAUUAUCAAGUCCUGUCAGUGUGCGGGCAACUGAACAAAGUCCUGUCAGUGUGCAGGUAUGAGAAUCAAACUCUUGUCAGUGUGCAGUCAAUCAUCAAGUCCUUUCAGUGUGCAGGAAACUGUGACAAGACCUGUCAGUGUGCAGGGAACUCUGACAAGUCCUGUCAGUGAUUAUCCUGACAACAUGUUUGACCAGUAUGUUUUUCAAUAUUCUUUGAGAACAAAUAUCAAGCUAUAUUGAAUACAAAGGUUAAACUCUUUUACUCAGGUGAGCGAUUUAGGGCCACCAUGGCCCUCUUGUUUAAAUUUGUACAUGUAUUUAAUAAUGAAAUAAGAGUAGAUAAUUAAACAAGAUAAUGUCCCUAGAUUAACCUAAGAAUUAAAUAUCAAGAUAAAUUCAGUGAAGUGUUCGGAUUUGCGAAAUAAAAACUUAUUCUUGAAAUUAAAUGAAUUUAUUAAUAUGUACAUGUAAUUAAUUUUGAAGUCAGUUUUUUAUGUCUGCUACAAAGUGUGGCAGACGCAUGUGGAUUUCUUUGUCCGGUGUCGUACUUUUGUUUCUGAUCAAUAUCAUUGAUCAGUAGCAUCAACGACUUUGUGUAGAAUCUUCAAACUUAGUAUGCACCUUAGUCAUGGUCAGAAGAUGGCCAUUAUUGAUUGUUGGGUCAAUAGGUCAAAUGUGAAGGUCAUGGACACCUUUACUAGAAAAUUAAAGUGUGCUCCUAACAGGCGACAUAUCUGAUUUGUUAAAUUUGACUUUAUUUACCAUAUUGAUGUCCUCACUUAUAAAUACUAAAGCUGCAUUUUUUCUGUUUCGGAGUUUUUACAUCACUAAAAUGAUAGUGGCGAGCCGCAUCCAACUGCAAAAUACUGAGUAAAUUGUCCAAUGAGAAAAUAGUGUUGUAUCAUGUGAUCAAAAUGUAGAGCAAUGAUUGGACAUCUCACAGAGAAGCAAAUGUGCAGAAAUUGUAACUACAAAAAUUGUUACUUUUUGUUAAAAAAUGUGAGAUCAGAUCACCAAGAUUUAAUACCAAAAACGUUGCUACUGAAAACAUGGGAUUUUCUAGUUUCAAUAUCAGGAAGUGAGGCCAUCAAAAUAUUUGCAAUCUAAAUAGUUGAGCUUAGCCUUGUAUCAAAGUAUUAGUUGACAUGCAUGCAUACCUGGAUAGUAUUGUACCUUGUUCCUCCAUCAUUUUAUUUAUUUGUAAUUUCUAAUUUCAUGACAUUUGUUUUGCUUGCUACAUAUAUAUGGGUUAGCGUAACAAUUUUGUUUUAUUGUUAAUCAUAUUUUACAGUGUAUUUAAUCUAUUAAAAUGUUUCACUUUUUGCUUUUUACAUUUUGUUGCCUAUCACAGACUGAAGCAUUUAUUUGCUGUUGUUUUUAUACACAUGUAUGCUGGAAUAAGGUUGGAGUGGUUGUUUAUUUUCUUUGUUAUAGUGAUAUUUACACUAAAGAUUCAAAUCCGUGUUAUACAGUGGUUUUUACAAUGAAAUAUACACAUAUCUGUAUUAUCCACUUUACAUAUCUAUAUUCUAUAUAUAACUAACAUUUUCCAUAAAAUUUUAAUCUGAAAUCCAGUUAAAUGUGGUGCUAAUAAACGGAUUUAUUACGCUCACGUCCGUGUUCAUGUAUGUACAAUUACUUUCUAUGAAUAAUACUUUUGAGUACUG